Cygnus olor (mute swan) is the source of this 1732-nucleotide messenger RNA. RefSeq names its product phosphatase, orphan 2 (gene PHOSPHO2). The transcript has a single exon. NCBI's taxonomy places the organism in Eukaryota, Metazoa, Chordata, Aves, Anseriformes, Anatidae. Gene Ontology annotation, molecular function: phosphatase activity. Bases 422 to 1147 code for a protein of 241 amino acids. The record is from RefSeq and is a predicted model, not a curated record.
UCCGGGCCUGUCCGCGCUUCACGGAGGGGCCGCGGCUGCGUCACCGCAGCGUUCAGGCGGGCUGCUCCCCUCCGCGGCCACGGCGGCAGCGUCCGGCAGCGCUGCCCGGCUGCGGAAGCCCCGCUCGGUCGCGGUGGCGGCGCGGGGCCCGGCCGGUCCCGCAGCCCGGCUCUGAGAUGGCGCCGCCGGGCCGGGAGCUGCCGUGGGCUGCCCGCCUCGGCCUCGGCCUCGGCCAAAAGUCCUGGAGCUGGAGUGGUCGCAGGCGGUUUCCUCAGUUUGUGUAUUUGUCUUAGUUUCCUUUUCCCGCAUCAUUUUUCUCACCUGAGCACACGAUCAGGGUAGGAGUUCAGUAGUUUGUUUUCUAUAAGUAUUUCUCUAUUUUUUUUCUUCUGUUUGUUCUGUACACUGCCCCUGGACAGCUAUGAAAUUUCUGUUGGUUUUUGACUUCGACCAUACGAUUGUAGAUGAAAAUAGUGACACCUGGAUUGUGAAGUGUGCUCCUGGGAAGAAGCUUCCUAAUGGAUUGAGAAACUCCUACCAGCCUGGGUACUGGACAGAAUAUAUGGGCAGAGUCUUUGUCUACUUGGGAGACAGCGGUGUCAAAGAAGAGGAGAUGAAAAGGACUAUGACAACGAUCCCUUUCACUGCGGGAAUGGGAGAUCUUCUGCAUUUUAUUGGCGAGAACAAAGAGCUUUUUGACUGCAUAAUUGUUUCAGAUUCUAAUACAGUAUUUAUUGACUGGAUUCUAAAAGCUGCCGACUUCCAUAAGGUGUUUGAUGAAGUGUUUACAAACCCUGCAGCAUUCAGCAGUACUGGCUACCUAACUGUACAGAACUUUCACACUCACCAUUGUCCAAAGUGCCCUAAAAACCUUUGCAAAAGGAAAGUUUUAAAAGAAUUUCUAGAUAAACAGUUGGAGCGAGGAGUAAGUUAUACACAAAUUGUAUAUAUAGGUGAUGGCGGGAAUGACUUAUGUCCGGUAAUGUCUCUGAAGAAGAAUGACAUUGCUAUGCCCAGGCAUGGGUAUACCUUAGAGAAAAGGAUUUCUCAGCUCUCCCAAGAUCACAGUCCUGUAGAGUGUUCUGUUCUGGUUUGGUCAACUGCUGUUGAAAUAGUGUCUUAUCUGAAGCUGCUUAUAAGGGAAUAAGUCAGAUGAUAAAAGGAAACCAAUAUAGUUAUGCCUUUUUCUUUCCAGGAGAGAAACACUGCAUGUGCAUAAAAGCACAAAACUAGAACUGGGAUGCCAUCUGAACCUAUGUUUUAUAAACACGAUACAAAACUGUGUGUUCGAUUUUGGCAAUAGUGGGAAAGCCAUAUUAAAACGGCUUUCUAGCAUACUACACAUUCCAACAUCAGUGGAAAAGGGGGUGGGAGGGUUGCAGGGGGAAUUGCCAUUAACCUUCUCCCUACCCUGAACCUUUACUGCCUGCAUGUCCUGUUCCAUGUGCUCAGGGAAAGGAGUGGGAUUAGCGCACAAAAGAAAGAAAGAAUUCUUUACUUAUAAAGAACUUAAAUUCUUAACUUGCCAGGAGCAUGGUUCUGGAAUCAUUGGCUUUGAAUACUAUUUAAUCAGGGUAAAUGUUUAAUUUGUAAAUGACUUGGUAUGCCUCUAAUCUUGUUUGAUCUGAAGAUGCAUUUAUAUUUUUAAUAUACUGAAUAUUUUACCAAGUAAAAUUCCUUUUUAAGAGUUUUAAUUAAAGACAAUAAAAGUUACUAUCAGUGACAAAAGCAA